AUAAAGACCGCAGCUCGGGGGGAGCUUGCUGCACGCCGGCGAUACCUCUUCCUCCUCGCCUCACGACCCAUCCCGUGCACGCUGCUGCUCUCGCCAUGGCCGCGCUCACCAAAAAUCCUCAGUUCCAGAAGCUGCAGGAAUGGCAUCGCGAGCACGGAUCUGACCUCAACUUGCGCCGCCUUUUUGAAGCGGACAAGGAACGUUUCAAUCACUUCAGCUUGACACUGAACACCAACCAUGGGCGUAUUCUGCUGGAUUACUCCAAGAACCUUGUGACAGAGGGGGUGAUGCAGAUGCUGGUGGAUCUGGCCAAGUCCAGGGGUGUGGAGGCCGCCCGGGAGCGCAUGUUCAAUGGCGAGAAGAUCAAUUUCACCGAGGAUCGGGCAGUGCUGCACAUUGCUCUGCGGAACCGGUCAAACACACCCAUUCUAGUGGAUGGCAAGGAUGUGAUGCCAGAGGUGAACAGGGUCCUGGAGAAAAUGAAGUCUUUCUGCCAGCAAGUACGAAGCGGUGACUGGAAGGGGUACUCGGGCAAGCCCAUCACGGACGUCAUCAACAUUGGCAUUGGCGGCUCUGACCUGGGACCCCUCAUGGUGACAGAAGCCCUUAAGCCAUACUCUUCAGGAGGUCCUCGGGUUUGGUUUGUCUCCAACAUUGAUGGGACCCACAUUGCCAAAACCCUGGCUGCCCUGAACCCUGAGUCAGCCCUGUUCAUCAUCGCCUCCAAGACCUUUACCACCCAAGAGACCAUCACGAAUGCAGAGACGGCAAAGGAGUGGCUUCUCAUGUCGGCCAAGAAUCCUUCUGCAGUUGCGAAGCACUUUGUUGCCCUGUCUACCAACACGACCAAAGUGAAGGAGUUUGGAAUUGACCCUCAAAACAUGUUCGAGUUCUGGGAUUGGGUAGGAGGACGCUACUCGCUGUGGUCAGCCAUUGGACUCUCCAUUGCCCUGCACGUGGGAUUUGACAACUUUGAGCAGCUGCUCUCGGGGGCUCACUGGAUGGACCAGCACUUCCGCAUGACGCCCCUGGAGAAGAACGGUCCCGUCCUGCUGGCUUUGCUGGGUAUCUGGUACAUCAACUGCUUUGGGUGUGAGACGCAUGCCCUGCUGCCCUAUGACCAGUACCUGCACCGCUUUGCUGCCUACUUCCAGCAGGGUGACAUGGAGUCCAAUGGGAAGUACAUCACCAAGUCCGGCUCCCGUGUGGACCACCAGACGGGCCCCAUUGUGUGGGGGGAGCCAGGGACCAAUGGCCAGCAUGCCUUCUACCAGCUCAUCCACCAAGGCACCAAGAUGAUACCUUGUGACUUCCUCAUCCCGGCCCAGACCCAGCACCCGAUAAGGAAGGGUUUGCAUCACAAGAUCCUCCUGGCCAACUUCUUGGCCCAGACUGAGGCUCUGAUGAAGGGGAAGUCGACAGAGGAGGCCCGGAAGGAGCUUCAGGCUGCGGGAAAGAGUCCGGAGGACCUCGAGAAGCUGUUGCCCCACAAGGUCAGCACUUCUCCUGAAGUGGGCUUUGGGUGGCCUAGGGGAUUGGAAGGAUAAAGUUGUGGGGCCGAG
Hipposideros armiger (great roundleaf bat) is the source of this 1562-nucleotide messenger RNA. RefSeq names its product glucose-6-phosphate isomerase (gene GPI). Lineage: Eukaryota; Metazoa; Chordata; Mammalia; Chiroptera; Hipposideridae. The transcript has 15 exons. Gene Ontology annotation, cellular component: cytosol. Gene Ontology annotation, biological process: glycolytic process; glucose 6-phosphate metabolic process; gluconeogenesis. The record is from RefSeq and is a predicted model, not a curated record. The coding region runs from base 96 to 1547 and encodes 483 amino acids. Gene Ontology annotation, molecular function: glucose-6-phosphate isomerase activity; monosaccharide binding; carbohydrate derivative binding.